AUGAGUGCAAAGGACCGCAGAGAUGAGGUUCGAGCAAAGUUGGCGAUGCUCAAGAAGAAGCGACUAGAUGCCAGUAAUGAAAACCGCAAAGAAGUGUACAAAGAACGACGAAAAAUGACCACGAAACUGACUGAUGAGGAGAACGAGACGAAUUCAAAAGACGAAAAACAGCCGGAAAGAGCACGAAAUUGGGAUUAUACAAUCCAGGAGGAUGCGGAAUGGACCAAACGAACCACUAAUAAAAAUUUGGGAUCUCAAAACAUGAACAAAUUGGCAGAACUGACAUACAAGAAGGAAAUUGAAGAGAUUAAAAUCGACAAAGAAGCCUACGAGCAAGCUAAGACUGAUACUACCCAUAGUAGCGACCUGACUCAUCAUGUUGACCCGGAAAGGGCCAAAUUUUUGGCAAACAAAAUUGCAGCCGAUAACGAUAGGAGAUAUAAGCGUCGUCAAAACGACCGCGAAGAUGGCGGAAACUAUAUUAACGAAAAGAACCGACAAUUCAAUAUGAAAUUGAAGCGAGAAAAGCGCCAAAAGACCGACGAUUUAUAG
Messenger RNA from Meyerozyma guilliermondii ATCC 6260, 552 nucleotides. RefSeq lists its product as uncharacterized. The transcript has a single exon. The coding region runs from base 1 to 552 and encodes 183 amino acids. NCBI's taxonomy places the organism in Eukaryota, Fungi, Ascomycota, Pichiomycetes, Serinales, Debaryomycetaceae. The record is from RefSeq and is a predicted model, not a curated record.